GGGGCUCGAGGCCCGGCACCGCACACCCCUCGCCGGCUGCGCGCCGGGCGCCCAUGGCCGGCCGCUCCCUGGGGCAGGCGGUAGCCACCGUGUCGCUCUCAGUGGCCCUCGCGUCUGUGACUGUCCGGUCCGCAGGCUGCCGCGGCAUCUCCGCGCCCAGAAACCCAUUUCCAUCCUGUGGGUUUCACCUGAGCGCCAACAUCAUGUCUGGUUCCAAUGGUGGCAAAGAGAAUUCCCACAACAAGGCCCGGACAUCUCCUUACCCAGGCUCAAAAGUUGAGCGAAGUCAGGUUCCUAAUGAGAAGGUGGGCUGGCUGGUUGAGUGGCAGGACUACAACCCCGUGGAGUAUACAGCAGUCUCUGUGUUGGCAGGCCCCAGGUGGGCGGAUCCUCAGAUCAGUGAAAGAAACUUUUCUCCCAAAUUUAAUGAAAAGGAUGGGCAUGUUGAGAGAAAGAGCCAGAACGGCCUGUACGAGAUCGAAAAUGGAAGACCCAGGAAUCCUGCAGGGAGGACAGGACUGGUUGGUCGGGGUCUUUUGGGGAGAUGGGGCCCAAACCAUGCUGCAGACCCCAUUAUCACCAGGUGGAAAAGAGAUGAGAGUGGGAAUAAAAUCAUACAUCCUGUCUCUGGGAAAUACAUCUUACAGUUUGUUGCAAUAAAAAGGAAAGACUGUGGAGAAUGGGCCAUCCCAGGGGGCAUGGUGGACCCCGGGGAGAAGAUCAGCGCCACGCUCAAGAGGGAGUUUGGCGAGGAAGCCCUCAACUCCUUACAGAAGUCCAGUGCUGAGAAGAGGGAGAUCGAGGAGAAGCUGCACGCGCUCUUCAGCCAGGAGCAUCUGGUGAUAUAUAAGGGUUACGUGGAUGACCCUCGGAACACUGACAACGCGUGGAUGGAGACCGAGGCCGUCAACUACCAUGAUGACACAGGGGAGACCAUGGACAAUCUCACCCUGGAGGCUGGAGAUGACGCCGGGAAGGUCAAGUGGGUUGACAUAAGCGACCAGCUCAAGCUCUACGCCAGCCAUGCGCAGUUCAUCCAGCUCGUGGCAGAGAAACGGGAUGCGCACUGGAGUGAGAACUGUGCUGCUGACAACCACGGGCUAUAGCCUGUCCCUGAGGCCAGAGGCCAGCAGCCUGCCCUG
This is a messenger RNA of Acomys russatus (golden spiny mouse), 1142 nucleotides long. RefSeq names its product nudix hydrolase 9 (gene Nudt9). NCBI's taxonomy places the organism in Eukaryota, Metazoa, Chordata, Mammalia, Rodentia, Muridae. The transcript has 8 exons. Bases 54 to 1106 code for a protein of 350 amino acids. Gene Ontology annotation, cellular component: mitochondrion. The record is from RefSeq and is a predicted model, not a curated record. Gene Ontology annotation, molecular function: ADP-ribose diphosphatase activity.